Triticum aestivum (bread wheat) is the source of this 1886-nucleotide messenger RNA. RefSeq lists its product as uncharacterized. Gene Ontology annotation, molecular function: protein binding. NCBI's taxonomy places the organism in Eukaryota, Viridiplantae, Streptophyta, Magnoliopsida, Poales, Poaceae. The transcript is spliced from 2 exons. Bases 146 to 694 code for a protein of 182 amino acids. The record is from RefSeq and is a predicted model, not a curated record.
CCAAACUCUCAGCCAGGUCCCAAUCCCUACCUCACCGCCGAUGUGCGCCUCGCCGGAGAUUCCCAAGCCCCGGGCGCUUCCUGCCGCCGAAUAGAUUCCCUCGCAGGCGAGGCCACUAGGAGGGCCUCAGGAGUAAGCUACUUGUAUGAUGGAGGCUGCAAUGUAUCGCUAUUGGUCAGAUCUUCAGCCGGAACUCCUGGGCCUUGUUCUCAAGCACCUCCCCUCCCUGUCUGACCGUGUUCGUCUAAGAGCAGUCUGUCGCACCUGGCGCUCUAAUAGUAUGUUGCAGCCGCUUCCUCUGCCAUUCCCGUGGCUCACCCUCCCAGACGGUACUUUCCUCAGCAUUCCAGGCAGUGAAAUUCACCGCAUACCUGUACCAGAAGGUGCUUGUUGCCAAGGUUCCAUUGACAACUGGCUAUUCCUCAUUGACAAUGGUAAUGUGUGCUCAUUGAUGAAUCCUUUCUCCAAGACCGCACUAGAGCUUCCUAAUCUAGUGGCUGUUUGGGAGCGUGAGAUACGUUACCACUCUGACCGUAAACCGAUUUUCUAUAAGUUGGUGGUGCCCUCUCCCCUGGACUCAUCACCUCAUUCCCCUGUCGUUGCACUAAUCAUGGACGAUGGUUGUUUCCAUACACUCUGUAUUAGCCAGCCACCGAUUGCCACUGCCUCGCUCAGAGAUAAUAAGGAUCCAUGACUGUUCCUUAGUGAUGUCGUAUUCUUCAAUGGGAAGUUGUACGCAUGGGGUUGCUUCGGCCAGCUUUUCAUCGUCGAUUUGGACAACGACUGUACCAUUUCAUCCAUCAGCUGCAUAAUUGACUCUUUGGGUGAUAUAGGUGGAACACCGCAACAUUUGUCCAUAGCAGAGGAGUACAUGGUAAAACGGUAUCUCGUUGAAUGUGGGGCUAAACUGUUGCUGGUGGCAAGAUGGUUUCGAUGCACGCCACGUUCCACAAGCUACGAUGUCUUUGAACAUAAACGUACUGCCGCAUUUCAGGUCUUUGAGGCAGACUUGCAAUCGAGCCCUGGUCGAUGGAGAAAGGGCAGUGAGUUGGGUGGCCAUGCACUCUUUCUUGGCCAACAUGGCUCCAAGUGCCUGCCUGCUGUGGAAUGCAGUGGAUACAAUGAGGAUUGCAUCUACUUCAUGUGUGACUAUGUCUGGCCCACCUCUUCUGCAAAUCCUCUUUGCGACUCUGGUGUGUACAGCAUGAGGGAUGGCACAAUCACGCCGUUGAUGUCAGAGGCAGCAGCAGCACCGCUGCAGCGUGUUGGACAGUGGCGGCCCACAUGGUUCUUCCCUCCUCAAGCUGUGUGAUCAACCCACCAGGUUUUCAUCUCUUCUGUUGCGUUGGAGGUUCUCAGCACAUAUAUGCCUCCCUUGUUCUGCUGAAGCUCUGUCAUCCCACCCUGCCUGGAUGCUUCUCAUGACUUUUACCAUAGCAAUCUGCUACUGUGUUAUCUUUAUUGCCAUGAUUGUGUACACAUCAAAAGUCUUAUGGAUGAUCUUAUAUGGGAUGUGUAUUCGAAUGCGCAGUCUUCAUGAUAGCAACUUGUGAGCUUGUGUCAUGUACUUGAACAAACUUUUUCUUUUUGCCCUGAAGCUGAAACAAACUUGGGAGGCCCAUUAGCCCUGAAUCAGGAUCACUGUGAUACCAAGUUUUGCUCUGAACUAUCAUCAUCCUGCAACUGAGAUAAAUAAAUCAGGAUCGUGCACACAAGUGGUCAAAUUGUCUGCUUAAGAAGUGAAGGUUGAAUUUUGGUCUCAGAUAAUCAACUUUCUGAUCCUAUUAUUUCUUUUAUAAAUUGUAUGAGUGAAGAGAUUGUGAAGUUUGACUGCAUACAUUUUGGGAAAACAUUUAUGAUUAGACGAAAUAUAGCAGCGUGUUUUU